CAUACACGGCAUUCGAGAACUUCGAUGUGCCCCGCGCGCGCUGUGACUGAUCUUUGCAUGUCGGCAAAUAAUGAUAGACCACCCUGUACAACGCACACGCAGGAGCUAGGCGCGGCGAGCGAUGCAAGUUCACGAGCGGUGGUCAGGCGGAGUUGUCCGAGGUUGAAAUGGGCCUCGAGGAAGGACUUUCCACCGUCAAGUUACUAUAACGGCACCUUGCCGAGAAAUCGUUUUCCGACGAAGCGUGAUGGGUGGAUUCUGCACCACGCUAGCCCAACCGAUCUCUGCGUGCGCGCUGCGACGAGUGGUCCAUCGGUCGUAGGAUCGGAAUCGGGCACGCAGCAAUGGCCUCGUCUGCGACGGUCCCUCUCGCGUUGGUGACGCCUCUGCCACUGCUUGCCGGACCUCAGUUACUUGGUGCGUUCUUCAACUGGGACCUCCUGGGAGUCAUAACACUACAAUGCUAUUCAUAUUACGACAACUUCAAGACCAAUCGACUCUCCCUCAAAUGCCUCGUGCUUAGCGUGCUCAUUUUCGAGUGGGUGCAAACCGGGCUGAUCACCGCAGACGAGAUGCGGAUCUACGUGUAUGACCACGGGAACGUCAUUUCAGUACUCGCAUUCCACAGCACAUGGUUCUCCGUGACGAUCAUGAGUGGACUCAUCUCGGCCGUCGUGCAGAUGUUCUUCGCGUGGCGGGUCUUCAAGCUGUCACGGUCGCGCGUGCUCGGCGGGUCAAUGGCUGCGUUCAUCGUCGCGCUCGCGGUGUCGCAGAUGGUUGCAUGUAUGAUCGCGAGAUCGAAGGCGAAAGCUGAGGGCAUUGCUUCUGCGCUGCACGGGCAGCUGCGCACUGCCAUCAUCGUCUGGCUCACGGGCGCCGUCGCCGUCGACGUGCUGAUCGCCGUGUGCAUGACUUACCUGCUCCUGAGGAGCAAGACCGGUAUAGCAUCAACAGACGCGCUUAUCAACAGGAUGGUCCGCCUAGUGGUCGAGACAGGCACUUUGACUGCUAGUCUCUCGAUCCUCGGCCUUAUCGCCGGGAGCAUCCGACCGCUGCAUGAGACGUUAGUCUAUGAGGUGCUUGCGUUCAUCUUCACGAAGAUGUACUCGAUCACAUUCCUUACCAACCUCAACAGUCGCGUAUACCUACGCAAGUACGACAAAUCCGCAAUCGAGCUCCCGUCGAUGAGCGGGCUCCGUUUCGCCCAUAACACCACCUCCGAGGCCCAGACGAGCACCGCGGAGAUGGCGAUGGCGCAGAAGAGCUUUGCACUCGUUGGCGCGACGUGGUCCGCGAUGCACCGGAGGGUCGUGGACGCAGAGAGCGACGACACGGCCUCUGAGAAGUCAGAGAAACGUAGGAAGCGGCGGAACCCGACCGUGUAAGGUUGUGGGCUCGUCUGUACUCGGAUGGUCUCGGGUGGGGUGUCCGACAGUUCGAGGCCGUGGCUAAGUCACUGGGGAAGUGCGCAAAUCCGCCCGUUG
Messenger RNA from Fomitopsis serialis, 1484 nucleotides. RefSeq lists its product as uncharacterized. The coding region runs from base 345 to 1385 and encodes 346 amino acids. Lineage: Eukaryota; Fungi; Basidiomycota; Agaricomycetes; Polyporales; Fomitopsidaceae. The transcript has 13 exons. The record is from RefSeq and is a predicted model, not a curated record.